UCGACGCUAGAAUGUUGUUUCUCUGUGUAGUUGUAACUGCCUGCCUUGGUCUUCAAGUUAAGGGAGAGGUUGUAUCCGCUCCCGACUCCUACGAUUUUGUAAUAUCCUCGGAGGCCCAGUUGUCGUUGCUAAAGUUGAGAGAAACCCAAGUGAACAAUCUUCAGAGCUAUAAAAAAGUUUUACAGAUGCACUUACAGAAAAUUCGGCGAGUUAUAAGGCAAUCUACAGAUCUGUUGAAACAGACGACCAAUUUUCAUCGUAAUUUAAUUUUUGGGUAUAAGGUUCUAAGGCACAUACACAAUGAUUGGCCCCAGUAUUUCAGACUGUUAAAGAAAGAUCUUGGCAUUGAGCAGAUUGGGAUUUCUCAGAAGUUGUUAACACAGCAACCAACUUCUGUGGACUUUGAGGAAUUAAUGGGUGCAAUGCGUAGACUUCAAACUGUGUACGAUUUGGACUCCUAUGCCAUGGCUGAAGGCUUUAUAGAUGAUAAGGAUAAGAACAUUAGGAACUGGAGUGCUGAUGAGUGUCUAAUACUCGGUCUGAUGUAUCUAUUCCUAAGAAAUUACAAUCAAUCGGAGCAUUGGUUGCAAUUGGCUCUCGUUUAUUACGAGAAUUAUCUUAGUCCUGAGGAGCUCAAAAUUAAACUUUGGAACUACCCGAAUCUGUUGGAAUCCCUGGUGGAGGCCAACAAGGGUCUUGGCCGUUAUUUGGAAGCUAAAAAGUAUGCGAACGAACUGCUUUCCAUCAAUCCCAAUCACACUUACAUGUUGACACAGCUGCCCAAGCUGAAAUAUUUGCAAUCGAAUCCGCCCAAACUGGCGAAACCGAAGAAGGAAUUCCAGCUCCAGAAAGCAAUAUGCUCCAAACGCUAUCGGAGGAAAUCAGGAGUCCUUGUAUGUCGUUAUGUGGAUUGGACACCAUUCCUGAAACUGGCACCUUUAAAAAUGGAGGAGUUGUCUAUGGAAACGCAUAUAAGUAUUUUUUACGGAGUCCUAAGACAAAAGGAUAUUGAUGAAUUAAAGAAUGUAUCCAGACCAAAACUUCAACGAAUCGAGCACUUAUCAGGGAAUUGCAGUUGUAAAAUCGGAAAUCUUUCCAGUUCUUCACAUGAUGUUGUACGCAAAGUGAAUGAAUUGAUCCUGGAUAUUACUGGAUUUCCAUCGAAGGGAAAUCAAAUGCUAGAAGUCAUAAAUUAUGGUAUUGCUGGGAACUACAAUCCGGAUGACACUGCAAGGCCCAGGAAACAAAACAAAGCAAAUGCUUUAAUAUUUUUGGACAAUGCUGAAAGGGGCGGAGAAAUAGUUUUCCCUUCUCGUCAUCUAAAAGUCAGACCUCGAAAGGGUUCGAUGUUAGUUUGGAUGAAUCUCGAAAGGAGUGUUAUUUAUCAUCAGUGUCCAAUUUUAAAGGGAAAUAUGUGGGUGGCUAACAAAGUGUUAAACUGACAUUUGUACUUCAUAAUUUAUGUACUUUUGAAGUUUCUGAGUUAUUACGAAUAUCUGCAAGAUAUAUUUUUUAUUGAUAUGGGUUUCAUACAACGAAUACGUACACUUUACGAAUUUCAAAAUAUAUUUUCCUACUUACUGAAGUACUUAUUAAUUUAGAAUACAAUCUUAAAU
Drosophila erecta is the source of this 1616-nucleotide messenger RNA. RefSeq names its product prolyl 4-hydroxylase subunit alpha-1. The record is from RefSeq and is a predicted model, not a curated record. Bases 12 to 1442 code for a protein of 476 amino acids. The transcript is spliced from 6 exons. Gene Ontology annotation, biological process: peptidyl-proline hydroxylation to 4-hydroxy-L-proline. NCBI's taxonomy places the organism in Eukaryota, Metazoa, Arthropoda, Insecta, Diptera, Drosophilidae. Gene Ontology annotation, molecular function: protein binding; procollagen-proline 4-dioxygenase activity; L-ascorbic acid binding. Gene Ontology annotation, cellular component: endoplasmic reticulum.